This is a messenger RNA of Colossoma macropomum (tambaqui), 1115 nucleotides long. RefSeq names its product PR domain containing 1c, with ZNF domain (gene prdm1c). NCBI's taxonomy places the organism in Eukaryota, Metazoa, Chordata, Actinopteri, Characiformes, Serrasalmidae. The record is from RefSeq and is a predicted model, not a curated record. The transcript has 4 exons. Gene Ontology annotation, cellular component: nucleus; cytoplasm. Gene Ontology annotation, molecular function: histone deacetylase binding; RNA polymerase II cis-regulatory region sequence-specific DNA binding; DNA-binding transcription factor activity. Bases 116 to 1021 code for a protein of 301 amino acids. Gene Ontology annotation, biological process: regulation of transcription by RNA polymerase II; cell fate commitment.
CACACACUCACACACACACACAGGUGGAGGAGGAAAGGAGGGAUAGAAGAGGAGAGAAAAAGAAGAAGAGACGGCACACAGUUUGGCUCGAAAAUCACGACUGAAGAGUCCAGUGAUGAUGACGACGACAAGGAAGAGAGGUCACACAGUGUUGGAGAUAUUGGAGAGGGACUUCUGUCCACCAAGCCGUCAGUCAGCCUAUUAUUUGAGAGAGAAUUACCCCCCACACCAAUACAGGGCAAUACCACUGACCCCUAUAAGUGGCUUGGCACCUUCUUCGGUCAUUAAAAUAGCACCACAUGCCGGUGGACAGCCAUGGCCUUACUAUGCACAACCACCCAUCCAUGGGCAUUUUUCACUCAUUCCUCGCCCCAGACUGUGCCAGCAGCCAAUGGGACUUGACUGGAUGUUGCAUCAAAGAACACUUCCACACACUUACGUAAUUCUGACUAAUAAAAUCAAAGACACCAGAGUUUCUAGUUCAGUAGAAUUAAAAAUGCCAGAUUUUCCAUCAAUGCCACGUAAUCAGGUUCAAAAGGCCAUUACUAAUGCGACCAGUCACUCUUCCGGUUCUUCCGACGUGGACACGUCCCUCAUCCCUGAACUUUUCAACUCCAGCUCAGUUGCCAGAGGAAACCAGGAUGAAGAGGCCUUAGAUCUGAGCACUGAUGGAGGCAGUGAGGUCGUAGGGGUCAGGAAACAGCCCUACCCGUUACUAAGGCAGAACGGGAAGCUCCGGUAUGACUGUAACGUUUGUGGGAAGAACUUCAGCCAGCUGUCCAACCUGAAGGUCCACCUGAGGGUCCACAGUGGAGAGAGGCCGUAUAAAUGCUUGACCUGCAGGAAGGACUUCACUCAGCUGGCUCACCUGCAGAAGCACAGGCUGGUGCACACAGGGGAGAAACCAUACAAGUGUUCGAGCUGUUCUCGCCGUUUCAGCAGCAGCAGUAAUCUGAAGACUCACCUGAGGCGCCACAUAUGUUUCCAACCCAAGCACCAAGCACUGAGCACAUUCACCUGAGAGGAACAGUUUGAUGAAAAAAUAAAUGCACACAAUUUCCUCCCUUACUCUAAAUGACCAGCCGAGACAUGUUUGGCGUCUGACGUUUGCUCCC